AUGCAAAACAGAGUCUUCAAUGAUAAAUCCUUGAACAGAACACGGGAGAACGGCGGAGACAAUGGCCACAACACAACAUUAAAGCAAGACAAGGGAACUGAGGAAAACACAGGGCUUAAACACAUGGUACGUAAUCAGGGAGAACUGAAACAGGGUCUGGGCACUGAUGAGGAGAGUCUUAUUGAAAUGGUCUGCUCUCGCAAUAAAGAAGAGCUCAUGGAAAUCAAGAAGCAACAGCUGUGUUUAAGUGACUAUCUGAACUCAUCAAGAGGAGUCCUUUAUCAGACAUUCUGUGAUAUGACCACUGCGGGCGGCGGCUGGACGCUGGUGACCAGUGUUCAUGAAAACUACAUGAAUGGAAAGUGCACUGUUGGAGAUCGCUGGUCUAGUCAGCAGGGCAGUGACCCAAACCGGCCUGAUGGUGACGGGACGUGGGCAAACACAGUCACGUUCGGAACAGCAGAAGCUUCUACAAGUGAUGACUAUAAGAAUCCCGGAUACUAUGACAUUGCAGCAAAAGAUGUGUCUGUGUGGCAUGUUCCUAAUAACGCUGAUUUGGAGCAGUGGUCACCUACCUCCCUCUUGCGAUACCACACUGAAAAUCACUUCUUAAACCUCUACGGAGGAAACCUUUUCAAUUUAUUUAAGAAAUUCCCUGUGAGGUUUGGAGUAGGGGCCUGCAUCACUGAUAAUGGACCUGCUAUUCCAAUAGUGUAUGAUACCGGAAAUGUGGAUUUCAACAAAAAUCUGUAUGGUCCCCAUUCAAGAAGUAUGGCAAUACUUCUAGAGCCAGAGCCCGGAUUCAUCACAUUCAGAGUCUUUAACACUGAAAGGGCAGCCUUGGCUCUUUGUUCAGGCGUCAAACCGACCGGCUGUAACUCUGAACAUUUCUGUAUUGGUGGAGGUGGACACUUUCCUGAGGGCGCCCCUAGACAGUGUGGGGACUUUGCGAGCUUCGACUGGGAUGGCUAUGGUACUAAUGCAGGAUGGAGUGCUUCCAGAGAGAUAACUGAAGCAGCUGUGCUGCUGUUUUAUCGCUGACACCCUGAUCAGUCUAAAAUCGCCAGCUUCCUUCCCUUCUU
Messenger RNA from Onychostoma macrolepis, 1082 nucleotides. RefSeq names its product intelectin-like. The transcript has 7 exons. The record is from RefSeq and is a predicted model, not a curated record. NCBI's taxonomy places the organism in Eukaryota, Metazoa, Chordata, Actinopteri, Cypriniformes, Cyprinidae. Gene Ontology annotation, molecular function: oligosaccharide binding; calcium-dependent phospholipid binding; calcium ion binding. Bases 1 to 1041 code for a protein of 346 amino acids.